This is a messenger RNA of Dictyostelium discoideum AX4, 1614 nucleotides long. RefSeq lists its product as hypothetical. NCBI's taxonomy places the organism in Eukaryota, Evosea, Eumycetozoa, Dictyosteliales, Dictyosteliaceae. The coding region runs from base 1 to 1614 and encodes 537 amino acids. The transcript is spliced from 3 exons. The record is from RefSeq and is a predicted model, not a curated record.
AUGGAAACCUAUAAUAACACCAACAACAGUAAUAAUAAUAAUAAUAAUAAUAAUAAUAAUAAUAAUAAUAAUAAUAAUAAUAAUAAUAAUAAUAAUAAUAAUAAUAAUAAUAAUAAUAAUAAUAAUAAUAAUAAUAAUAAUAAUAGUAAUAUAAUAAAAAAUAAUAAUAUAAGUCAUAGUUUUGAAUCAAUGUCCUCAUAUAGUAAUAAAAAUAAUAAUAAUAAAAAUAAAAAUAAUGAUAAUAAUAAUUACGAAAAUAAAAAUAAUGGUGUUGUAGAAUCAUCAAAUACAGCAUCGAAACAAUUUGCACAAAGAAUAAAAAUUAGACCAUAUAUGACUGCCGACAAAGAAAUAUUAUCAAAUAUUUGUAGAUUACCACAAAAUACAGAUUUUAAUACAUUAAAAGCAUAUUCAAUAAGUUCAGAUUAUUCCAUUAGAAGAGCAAUGAGUCAAAAUGGAUAUAUGUUUGUAGCAGAAGAUAAAUUCGAUAAUUCUGUUAUAGGAGGAAUUUGUAUUGCAGAAAAAAAAUUAAAAUUUAAUGGAAAAGAAAGAAUAUUUUUUUAUUCAUUUGAUGCAAUUGUUCAACCAAAAUAUAGAAGUUAUAAAAUAUUAACGAAAUUAACAGCACAUGCAACAGGAGUUUAUUUAAAACAUUGGAAUUUUGAUCCAAUUGUUUAUAGUUCAACAAGUACAGGUCAUUUUAAUAUGGAUAGAUAUUAUGAGAGUACUGGUAUGGUUAAGUUUAUAGAUCAAAUUCAACAUGCAUGGAAAUUGGAUAUUGCAAUCAAUCAUUCACCAUUAAUCUAUAUGAAUAGAAAUAGAGCAUGUAGAAUUUGGAUUGAAAAAGAUACUGUAUUCAUAAAACAAAAAUUUAAUCAAUAUUUUAACAACUAUGAAAUGUGUCCUGUUGAUUUCGAAGAUUUAAUAUUAAAUAAAUAUUGGAAACAAACUUAUUUCGCAACUUACCGUUGUCCAAAUGGAAAAAUCAUUGAAGCAUCAAUAAGUUUAUGGGACCAAAAUAAAGUUUGUACUUUAGUUAAUUUAGAUGGUUCAAAACAAAAUGUUUCAAAUUAUGGUAAUAGAAAUCCUUCAUCAUCAACUAAUGAUUCUUUUAAUUUUUUAAAUUCAAACAAUCAAAGUUAUUAUUAUAAUCCACAUAAUUUACAAGAGAAUCAAGAGAAUCAGUUUCAAAAUAAUAUAAAUUAUAAUGGUAAUGGUAAUAGACAUCCAAUUAAUCAUGGUAAAUUAAAUUUUUUACAAUUGUAUGCAUGUUAUACUAAUGAAACUCCAAUGGAUGGUGGUAUUAAUUUAUUUCAUGAACUUUUAAAAUUUGUACACAAUGAUUGUUUAAAACAUAAAGUUGAUUACUUAUUCAUUGGUUUGGCUAAAACUGAUCCAAUUGAAACUCAAUUUCCAUUGUUACCAGGUAUUAAAAGUUUAAAUUUUACUCUUCAUUUUUGUAUGGGUAAUCUUGAUAAAUCUUUACGUGAAAAAAUUUCAACUCGUCCUUUCUUUCAAGAUCCAAGAGAUUAUGGUAUAGUUAUGUUUCAUUCAACAGAUCCAAAUAAACAUGAACCAUUAUUAUCAAAUUCUCCAAUUUCUUCAAAACUUUGA